AUGGCGCCUGUGUUGAGCAGAAGCCUGGCCUCUGCUUCAGUUUCCCCAAUCCCAUUCACUCCUGCUUCUUUUUCUUUGAAGAAUUACAGUAAAAGCAACCAGUGCUUCUUGAGAAGCGCUUUUUUGCCGAGAAAUGGGUUGAGAAGCAGGUUUUCGAGAAGUGGGCUGGACUGUAAAGUGGCGAGGAAGGAUUACAGAUUGGCGGCGCUGAGGUGCGAGGCUACAGCCGCCGUGGCCGAGAACGAGACCGCCGAUAGCCCUGGAGAGACACAUGAGUAUCAGGCUGAGGUGAGCAGAUUGUUGGACUUGAUAGUUCAUAGCUUGUACAGCCACAAGGAGGUGUUCCUUAGAGAGCUUGUUAGUAAUGCAAGUGAUGCUCUUGAUAAAUUGAGGUUCUUGAGUGUAACCGAACCUUCUUUACUUGGUGAUGCUGGUGAGCUCGAGAUUCGUAUCAAACCUGAUCCAGAUAACGGAACAAUUACCAUAACGGACACCGGUAUUGGCAUGACUAAGGAGGAGCUCAUAGAGUGUCUUGGAACUAUUGCACAAAGUGGCACUUCCAGAUUCUUGAAGGCUCUGAAGGAAAACAAGGAUCUUGGAGCUGACAAUAGCUUGAUCGGUCAAUUUGGUGUUGGAUUCUAUUCUGCAUUCCUGGUUGCUGAAAAGGUGGUGGUGACGACAAAGAGCCCUCGAUCUGACAAGCAGUAUAUUUGGGAGGCUGUAGCUGAUAGCAGCUCAUAUGUGAUUAAGGAAGAAAAUGACCCUGAUAAAUUACUGCGUAGAGGGACGCAAAUCACACUUUAUAUGAGGGAGGAUGACAAAUACGAAUAUACGGAACCAACCAAGAUUCAGAAUUUGGUGAAGAAUUAUUCACAAUUUGUCUCGUUUCCCAUCUAUACAUGGCAAGAGAAGUCAAGAACUGUUGAGGUAGAAGAAGAGGAGGAACCAAAAGAGGGAGAAGAAAAACCUGAGGAAGAAAAGAAGAAGACUAAAAAGACCAAAACCGAAAAAUACUGGGACUGGGAAUUGGCAAAUGAGACUAAACCCAUAUGGAUGCGUAAUCCCAAGGAAGUUGAAAAGGAGCAAUAUCAAGAAUUUUACAAGAAGACAUUUAAUGAAUUUCUGGAGCCACUUACCUACACCCAUUUCACUACAGAGGGUGAGGUUGAGUUCAGAAGUGUACUCUAUAUUCCUGGAAUGGCACCUCUUAACAAUGAAGAGGUUAUCAAUCCCAAGACUAAAAAUAUCCGUUUGUAUGUGAAGCGUGUCUUCAUUUCAGAUGAUUUUGAUGGUGAACUGUUCCCAAGGUACCUGAGCUUUGUGAAGGGCGUGGUGGACUCGGAUGAUCUUCCCCUUAAUGUUUCAAGAGAGAUCCUUCAAGAGAGCCGAAUUGAUUACAAAAAAUUCUGGGAGAAUUUCGGUAAGUUUUUGAAGUUGGGUUGCAUUGAAGACACUGGAAAUCACAAGAGGAUAACACCAUUGUUGAGGUUUUUCUCUUCCAAGAGUGAGGAGGAGCCCAUAAGCUUAGAUAACUAUGUCGAGAAUAUGGGUGAAAACCAAAAAGCUAUCUAUUACUUGGCCACUGACAGCUUAAAAAGUGCUAAAUCUGCGCCAUUUUUGGAAAAAUUGGUGCAGAAAGGCAUUGAGGUGCUUUACUUAAUCGAGCCAAUUGAUGAGGUCGCGAUUCAGAAUUUACAGACGUAUAAGGAAAAGAAGUUUGUUGACAUCAGCAAGGAAGAUCUGGAGCUUGGUGAUGAAGAUGAGGUGACAGAAAGGGAAAACAAGCAAGAGUACAAUCUUUUAUGCGAUUGGAUUAAGCAACAGCUUGGCGACAAAGUGGCUAAAGUGCAAAUCUCCAAACGUCUUAGCUCCUCACCAUGUGUCCUCGUGUCGGGCAAGUUUGGAUGGUCGGCAAACAUGGAAAGAUUAAUGAAAGCACAGACGCUUGGGGAUAAUACCAGCCUGGAAUUCAUGAGGGGAAGGCGAAUUUUGGAGAUAAAUCCUGAUCACCCGAUUGUCAAGGAUCUCAAUGCGGCUUGCAAGAAUUCACCUGAGAGCACAGAUGCCAAAAGGGCCAUCGAACUUUUAUACGAUACUGCCCUUAUAUCUAGUGGAUUCACUCCUGAUAGCCCAGCUGAGCUCGGUAACAAAAUAUACGAGAUGAUGGCUAUGGCACUCGGAGGAAGGUGGGGCAGAUCGGAGGACGAUGCAGAAGGAAAUGACGAAAAUACCCCUGAGGGCGAUGGUGUGGGCUCGGAUGAUGGCUCGGAAGCUCAAGUGAUUGAGCCAUCGGAAGUGAGGAUGGAGAGCGAUCCUUGGAGUGACUGA
Messenger RNA from Striga asiatica, 2328 nucleotides. NCBI's taxonomy places the organism in Eukaryota, Viridiplantae, Streptophyta, Magnoliopsida, Lamiales, Orobanchaceae. The record is from the annotation of a GenBank genome assembly.